AUGUCCAAUGCUGGCAAAGACAAGAGCCAUCGCCGUGCACUGCGCGCAUUCGCAGAGAGCGAGGCGAUGAGUGAUAGCGGUGACGAAGAUGGUCUCGAUAUCUUGGCUUCGUCUCGAAAAGGCUUGGACCUGUCGCAGUACAUUGAUGGUCAGUCAACGAUUCCUAACCCCUCACAUUUUAGGCAUGCUGAAGAUUUGGCAGUCUUAACACAGACUCAGUCUCAAUCUCAAGACACAAAUGCCAAGCGCAAGGAGCGUGAUGUGGUUGAGCUGAGUUCGAACGAUGAAAUCCAGCCUGUGCGGCGAGCCAAAGCGCAGAACUCGCCCGCCCCGGACUCUGGACUUGACGAUGUCACGGCCGAGGAGGACGACAACGCAGAGUCCGAGUGGUCAGAAGAGGAUACACGGGCAGCUUACCGCGAAUGGAAAGACCGCAAAACCAACAAGCGUAAGCGUGUCGCAGCAGAAACUACCAGGAUCCGGACACAGAAAAAAUCAAAAGUAGCGAGUGCAGCAGCGUCUAGCAUUGUUGGCCGCAAGCCACCACCCAAGAAGAAAGAUAGACACGGGCCAACUGGAUUCAGCACCGACUCCGUUGCGGAGGACGUGGAUACUAACGCUACGUUCUUGGACGACCCCAUACCGGACUACAUAACCUCACGUCUGAAGAGCCUCAAGAAGCUACACGAAGCUGGCUUGAGAUAUCCGCCUAGCUACGAAGGCAUUGAUGUAGAUGUAGUGGAGAAGGAACAGAGGCCAGUGCUCGACAGGGCCAUCAAGCCACAGCGCGAGAAUAAAGACAUCAAGCUAAAGGAAUCUGGAGGCGUUAUCCCCGCACCGAUUGCGCAGUGGUUACGCGACUAUCAAGUUGGAGGCGUGCAGUUUCUCCACGAAAGGUUUGUCAAACAGACCGGUGCCAUUCUGGGCGACGAUAUGGGUCUCGGAAAAACCAUCCAGGUCAUUGCUUUCCUCACUGCUGCUUUUGGCAAGAAAGCGACCAAGAGUGAUGCCAAAUGCAUGCGUGCUAUGCGACGCGAGGGCAAGGACCGGUGGUAUCCGCGCAUAUUAAUCGUUUGCCCGGGCACUCUGAUGCAGAACUGGGAAGAGGAACUCGCCAAGUGGGGUUGGUGGGAAGUCUACCGAUAUCACGGUAAUGCGGCAGACCGAAAAGGAGUUCUCGGUGCUGCAGCAAAAGGCAUGCUCGAGAUCAUGAUCACAACUUAUACGACUUACCGCAAUCAUGAAAGCGAAAUCAAUACAAUAGACUGGGAUUGUGUCGUCGCGGACGAGUGUCAUCAGAUCAAGAGCAAGAACGCAGAAAUCACCAAAGCAAUGAACAAGAUCAAUGCUCUGUGUCGGAUUGGACUCACGGGAACUGCCAUACAGAACAAGUAUGAAGAGCUGUGGAACCUGCUGAACUGGGCACGCCCUGGCGCAUAUGGAUCUGCGCAGGAAUGGAAGCAAAUGAUCAGCCUUCCUUUGAAGCUCGGCCAAGCACACGAUGCCACCAACGCUCAGCUAGCUGAUUCCAGGAGCCGAGCGCAGGAAUUGGUACACAAGAUUCUACCCAGUGUGUUCCUCCGCCGGAUGAAGACGCUCAUCGCGCACCAGUUGCCGAAGAAAAGUGAUCGCAUCAUCUUCUGCCAGCUCACAAACACUCAAGCGGAUGCUUAUCGCGAAUUUCUAGAUAGUGACAAGUGUCAGUUCAUCCAAACUGCAAGAGAGGAUUGCGACUGCGGUUCUGGCAAGAAGCGAGGCUGGUGCUGCUACGUUAAAGUUUCGGAAGCAGAAGAGAACUGGAGCAACUUUGUCUUCCCAUGUAUGGCGACACUAAUGAAACUAGCCAACCAUCUCGCUCUCAUCGUUCCGCAAUCUUCUGAUCUUCCCGAAAAGCGCUCCAAAGAUCUCGAGCUCUUGGAACUGGCUUGUCCAAGGCAAUAUCGAGAGCUGUACAAGAAUAGAGACAGCAUACUGAAGCAGUCACAGCGCGAGUUUUGCGGCAAGUGGAAGGUGCUUCGACGUUUGCUCGACUUUUGGCAUUCCAAUGGCGACAAAGUCCUCAUCUUCUCACACUCAGUACGCUUGCUGAGGCUUCUAAGAGGGUUGUUUGACAUUGAUGGAACGAAGUACAACUUCUCGUACCUGGACGGUAGCAUGAAGUAUGAGGAUCGAUCGAAGGUUGUUGCAGACUUCAACGCCGAUCCCGAUCAGUUCGUGUUCUUGAUCAGUACAAAAGCUGGAGGUGUCGGGCUCAACAUCACUUCCGCGAACAAGGUCGUGAUUGUGGAUCCCCACUGGAAUCCAGCCUACGACUUACAAGCCCAGGACCGUGCAUACCGUAUCGGACAAACGCGGGAUGUCGAAGUUUUCCGUCUCGUCUCUAGCGGCACGAUUGAAGAAAUAGUAUAUGCGCGUCAGAUUUACAAGCAGCAACAAGCCAACAUCGGCUAUAAUGCCUCGGAAGAGCGGCGCUAUUUCAAGGGUGUAAUGGAUCAGGCCGGAAAGAAAGGCGAACUCUUUGGUCUUGAGAACCUCUUUACCUUUCAAGAAGACAGCGUUCUCCUCCGCGACAUCAUGCACAAGACCAACAUCGCCGAGUCGAAAGCGGGCAUCACCGCCGCAGACUUCAACUACGACGCCUCGCAACUCGAUUCCGAUGACGACGACAUCCUUUCCAACAAGUCCCUCGGCAUCGCAGACGACGACAUCAACCUCGGCGAAAUGAAGAAACUCGUCGAGUCGUUCACAUCCACAUCCUCAACAGGAAGCAAAUCCCGCGGCAAGAGCUUCACAAAGCGCACCGGUCCGGACCCCAUCAACGCCAUCCUCGCAAAAGCUGGUGUUCAAUACACGCACGAAAACUCCGAAGUCAUCGGCCGCAGCGAGAUAGAAGCUCGUCUCGGCAAACAAGCCAUGGAACUUCGCAACGACAUUGACCUCUCCAGCAAGCGCGUAUUCCAGGCUUCACAGUCGCAAUCCCAAUCACAACAUACACCACAUUCGCACCCGUUUUCGCACGCCUCUGAUCGGGACGACAGUGAUGUGGAGGAGCUCGGCAGUGCCGUCAAUGGCGAGUUUAAGAUCACGUACAGAUAUAGACCCGACGAGAAGAUUCGGAGGAGGCAGUUUUGCAGUGUCGCCGAGAGCAUGGGGUUUGAUGAUCCGAUGGAGUUUGCGCUGCUGGUGGAGAGUAGCACGCAGAUUGAGAGGAGGAAGAUGCUGGAGAGGUUUUAUCGUGGGCGCAGGAGGGAGAUUUUGAGGGAUGAUGGGGGUGAAGGGUAA
Molecule: messenger RNA, 3282 nt
Organism: Parastagonospora nodorum SN15
Lineage: Eukaryota; Fungi; Ascomycota; Dothideomycetes; Pleosporales; Phaeosphaeriaceae
Exons: 1
Coding region: 1-3282 (1093 amino acids)
Molecular function (GO): ATP-dependent chromatin remodeler activity; ATP binding
Source: RefSeq, a predicted model, not a curated record